GCCAUGCCCGCCGCCGCCGCCCCCAUCAUCCGCUCCGUGCAGAAGCUGGUGCUGUACGAAACCAGGGCGCGGUAUUUCCUUGUUGGCAGCAAUCCUGCAGAAACCAAAUAUCGUGUUUUGAAAAUUGAUCGCACUGAACCAAAGGAUUUAGUUGUGAUUGAUGAUAAGCAUGUAUAUACACAACAAGAGGUGAGGGAACUUCUUGGCCGCUUAGACCUGGGGAACAGAACAAAGAUUGGACAGAAGGGCUCCUCUGGGUUAUCUCGAGCUGUCUCUGCUUUUGGUAUAGUAGGUUUUGUCAGAUUUUUAGAAGGCUACUAUAUUAUCUUAAUUACAAAAAGAAGAAAGAUGGCAGAUAUUGGUGGACAUGCAAUAUAUAAAAUAGAAGAUACAAAUAUGAUCUACAUUCCAAAUGACUCUGUACGAGUCACUCAUCCUGACGAAGCAAGAUAUCUGCGAAUCUUUCAAAAUGUGGACCUAUCUAGCAAUUUUUAUUUUAGCUACAGCUAUGAUCUAUCACACUCCCUUCAGUAUAAUCUUACUAUCCUGAGAAUGCCACUUGAGAUAUUAAAAACUGAAACAACUCACACUCGACAGGAGAGCUUUGAUAUCUUUGAAGAUGAGGGACUUACAACACUAGGUGGAAGUGGUAUAUAUGGGAUUGGAAGCAAAGCUUAUACAAAGUAUGUGUGGAAUGGUAAACUGCUGGACGUAGUAAAAAAUACGAUUCAUCAUGACUGGCUGUUGUUUAUUAUUCAUGGAUUCUGUGGGCAGUCAAAACUUUUAAUCUAUGGUCGUCCAGUGUAUGUCACUCUGAUAGCCAGAAGAUCAAGCAAAUUUGCUGGAACACGUUUUCUGAAAAGAGGAUCAAACAGUGAGGGAGAUGUCGCUAACGAAGUAGAAACUGAACAAAUACUUUAUGAUGCUUCAGUGAUGUCAUUUUCUGCAGGGAGCUAUUCUUCUUAUGUUCAGGUUCGAGGAUCAGUCCCUCUCUACUGGUCUCAAGAUAUUUCAACUAUGAUGCCUAAGCCACCAAUUACAUUGGACCAAGCAGAUCCAUUUGCACAUGUCGCUGCACUUCACUUCGAUCAAAUGCUUCAGAGAUUUGGCUCUCCCAUUAUCAUUUUGAAUCUUGUAAAGGAACGUGAAAAAAGAAAGCAUGAAAGGAUUCUCAGUGAAGAACUUGUUGCUGCUGUGACAUACCUCAAUCAGUUUUUACCUCCAGAACAUGCUGUUGUGUAUAUUCCUUGGGAUAUGGCCAAAUACACAAAAAGCAAACUGUGCAAUGUCCUGGACAGAUUGAAUGUGAUCGCAGAAAGUGUAGUAAAGAAGACAGGAUUCUUUGUGAAUCGUCCUGAUUCGUACUGCAGUACCUUGCGGCCAGAUGAAAAAUGGAAUGAACUAGGAGGCGUUGUUGUUUCCACUGGUCGCUUACAGACUGGUGUUCUCCGAACAAAUUGUGUUGACUGUUUAGAUCGCACAAACACAGCCCAGUUUAUGGUUGGGAAGUGUGCUUUGGCUUAUCAGCUCUAUUCUUUGGGUUUAAUUGAUAAACCCAAUCUGCAGUUUGACACAGAUGCUGUUAGAUUGUUUGAAGAGUUGUAUGAAGAUCAUGGAGACACACUUUCCCUUCAAUAUGGAGGUUCACAGCUGGUUCAUAGAGUAAAAACCUACAGGAAGAUAGCACCAUGGACCCAGCAUUCCAAAGAUAUCAUGCAAACUCUGUCAAGAUAUUACAGUAAUGCUUUCUCAGAUGCUGACAGGCAAGACUCAAUUAACCUGUUCCUGGGAGUUUUCCAGCCAGCGGAAGGGAAACCUCAUCUCUGGGAACUUCCAACUGAUUUUUAUUUGCAUCACAGGAAUACUCUGAGUCUCUCACAGACCAGAAGAAGCUAUACUUAUUGGUGGACACAAGGUGUAUUGAAUCAUUUACCACUGCCUUAUGAUGAAGUGACAUGUUCUGAAAACAGGCAGAAGUUGAUAGUAAAAAAAUUUCACAAAUAUGAAGAAGAGAUUGAUAUACACAACGAGUUUUUUCGGCCCUAUGAAUUAAGCAGUUUUGAUGAAACCUUCUGCUUGGCAAUGACCAAUUCUACACGAGACUUCAUGCCCAAGAAUGUUGGCAUUGAUCCAAGUCCAUUUACCGUGCGUAAACCUGAUGAAACUGGAAAAUCAGUGCUGGGAAACAAAAGUAACAGAGAAGAAACUGUGUUGCAACGCAAGACAGCUGCUAGUGCCCCCCCACCACCAAGUGAGGAAGCAGUGUCUAGCAGUUCAGAGGAUGAUUCUGGAACUGACAAGGAAGAUGAAGGUGCUGUUUCUCAGCGCUCCACUCCAGUAAAGAUGACUGAUACAGGAGAUAAUACAAAAAUAACUGAGAAUGUAGUCCAGUCCAUGAAAGAUGUUUACGGGAUUAAUCUCUCAGAUGUUCCUUCAGAGGAUGAUCUCUCAAUAUAUACAAGGUUUGUUCAGUUGGGACAGAGUCAACAUAAACAAGACAAGAUCAGCCAUCAGCUUUGUUCAAAACACUCCCUAGAUGGGGUUAUAAAACUUGUUCCCAUCUCCUCUUUUUCCCAAGACAACAUUUAUGAAGUUCAGCCUCCUAAAGUUGAUAGGAAAUCAGUUGAGAUCUUUCAUGCUCACAUCCAGGCUGGCAGAGGGAUCAUGCAGCAACUUGGAAAGGAUGACUUCCUUAUGUACAGAGAGUAUAUUAGAAACCGUUACAUGUAAAUACAAAGAGGAUUCAGCUGCAAAACACAGUGCACUAGUGGAUUUAUAAAUAACUUUGUAAAGGAAAUCCAGUCCAGCUGUUUUGUAGUUAAGAUAAAAAUAAUAUCAGGCCUGUGUUUUUGGAAGACUUCAUUGCUGGACUAUUGUGAUUUGCAACAGUAAAAUGAAACUUACUAUUUUCGGUUAGAAAAAAAUAGAUUUUAAGUUAGAAUAACUGCAGCUAUGUGUAUGUAUAUGGUAGGAGGUGCAAAGAAAACAUCAAGCAUUUAAAUUGUUGGUACUGAAGCUGCUACUAUAUGUAACAAAAUUAAUUUAAUCAGACAAAGAAAUCAAAACACUUCUUUGAUGUUAGCUUAUGACAGAAAGAUCCUUGUCAAAAAGCAAAAACAUUUUACUGUUGUUUUUUGAAAUUGUUAGCAAAAUACAGGCUUUUUGCAAGGUUGUAAAAGAUGUCAGUCUGACUCAUGGAUCAAAUUCAAAAGUUUCACCUACCUUAACAAACUUAACCUUCACCUCUAUUGGGUUACACUGGCAGGGUACCAAUGGUGGACCAUGCAGCUUAGGUGUGCUAAAGAUAUUCUGGCACCUUUGAAGGGGUGAGCAUUGCCAUUAAGUUCAGUAGUGUCAGGAUUUCACCCCUAGUUGUUUAACUUUACAAAAUUUUGUUUUACAACUUGCAAGAAUGCCUGUAUGAUUUCAGAGAUUACAUACAUUUUAUGCACUACCAUGUUUUCAAUUAAGAUUGCGUCUAUUCUGUACAAAUGCAAGUAGCUUUAAAUAGAUUAAGAUCAUGUUUCCAUGAGUACCCUCUAUUAAUGUAGUGAGAAUAUAAUAUUUCCUCUGCAAUUUACCGCUUUCAUAGCAAACUUACUCUCUUUGCAAUGGGUUUAGUUCUUUAAGUAAUCAAAGUGUUUCGUUUAUAAAUAAAUAUUUUUUUAUUUGCGCUUAAAAAUCAGGAGUUGAGUUGACCCACACAAACACUGCCAUUUAGCCACAAAUUAGGCAGCAAAACUGAAACUGUUCUACAACUGUAGAAUAAUUAAAGCAGCUGUCUUUACAACCUGUAGAAUAAUUAAAGUAUCUAUAAGCCUGCAAUAAAAAUAAAGAGCACACUUUAAAAUUUUAAAAAUCCAAAGCAAUACUGCUUGUAACAUAAUUGUUACAGAGGGGUUUUCUUAAAGUUAUAGAGAUAAGCUUUUUCCCCAGUCCAUUACUUGUAUAUUAAUGUGGAGGAUUCUUAGUGUUAUAUUAAACGUAUUGUGACAAGUCCGUUUUGUAACGCUUUUGUCUUUUAUAUCUCUUGUUACAUUUAUACAUACUCUUCAUGGGUCUCCUUUCCUUUUUUCUUUUUCCUUUUUAUUUAAAAAAGUUAUACAAGGCAGGCAGGUACUUUCUGUUUAGGAUAUGAGUCAUGCUCAUUAUCUGCAGUACCUCUGCAUGGAGAAGUUUCUGGACUUUCAUUGUUAGGUAGUAUGCAGAUAGAUUAUCCCUUGUCUUCAGGUUCUCAGGAUAAUUCAGCAACUACAUACUACCUACAAUGCAGCGAAUGUAAAUAAGGCUUUCAGGUGACUGCUGGGUUAGCCAAGAACAAGCUUCCCUUUGACUUUCUUAAUAGAGCUGUUCCUGGACAACCAAGAUGGAUCAACAAACAAGGAGAUGUAUUUGUUGUAUACAGAACAAAUUCAGCUGUUGGAUGGAAGACUCUGUAAGUCUUUUGAAAGCACUUAUUUUUGUAGCACAAAAGUCCAGUCCUCAGCUGUACCAGAACUUUACCAUGUCAGAGAUAAUAUGUUUAUUUUUGUAUAUACAGCAUUUUGUAAGAUCAGUGGGAUUCAUGAAAUAAAAUGGCAAAAUGUUUUUUGACUCUGUCCCCUAUGGAUUAAAAUGGUUUCUUAAUUCAUCUGUUAAUAAUCUCUCACUUUUUACUCUGUGAACUGAUAAUGGGCUAAUUCAUUUUGACCUUAGAAAUGUGUUUUCCUUCCUCCAGAAGAGAGAGUUUGUUUGGAGACUGCACUGAAAUAAAUACCAGUGUGUGCAACCUGGGUGUAUGGGCUCAGAUUCUUCCCUGUCCUGAGAAAAAUACUCUGUAUAGUAUGAGGAUGCAUACCCAUCAGUCAACUGAGCUUGAGCCUUCAUUUUCCUUCAGUCUUCAUUAAACAUAUUCCCAGAGCUUAAAUACUUCUAUGUCUCUACUCUUUCCUAGCCUGACAUAUCAGCCCUCAGGCUACAGGAAGCAGAGGGACUAUCUUACACUGGAUCUAGACCAGUAAGAACUGUUCAGGAAGAUAACAGGUGUCUUUUCACUUCCUUAAUGUUACAACGAUGGUCUUGUUCCAUGAAAAUCUUAUCAUCUGUAUUCUUUCCAGAGAGGGAAGUUCUCAAGUUUAACCUGUUGCUGCAAAGGAUUUAGUAGAAUAUGGUGUGAGACCUUUCGUGUGUUGAUGUCAGGACAAUUAACUUUGUAUUUAAAAAAUCCAUUUUACCCUAUAUACCAGAAAGAUUUGAGGAAAUUAAUAGAAUUUAAUUCCAUUCUAAUAUGAAGGAAUUGAAUAGAGAUUCAUUCCAUUCUAAACUCCAGUCUACAAGAAGCUUUGGGGAUCUGUCUGUAUGAAAGUCCUAGAAGUAAAGAUAUUAUUAUAGCAGUAUGAUCUUAUUACUGUAUUAAGCUUCACAUUACUUAUAGCCAUUAAUUUCUUGGUU
Molecule: messenger RNA, 5430 nt
Organism: Alligator sinensis (Chinese alligator)
Lineage: Eukaryota; Metazoa; Chordata; Crocodylia; Alligatoridae
Gene: FIG4
Product: FIG4 phosphoinositide 5-phosphatase
Exons: 23
Coding region: 4-2730 (908 amino acids)
Biological process (GO): phosphatidylinositol dephosphorylation
Cellular component (GO): intracellular membrane-bounded organelle
Molecular function (GO): phosphatidylinositol-3,5-bisphosphate 5-phosphatase activity
Source: RefSeq, a predicted model, not a curated record